Saccostrea echinata is the source of this 1486-nucleotide messenger RNA. Its product is annotated as phosphatidate cytidylyltransferase, photoreceptor-specific-like. Bases 50 to 1372 code for a protein of 440 amino acids. The record is from RefSeq and is a predicted model, not a curated record. Gene Ontology annotation, molecular function: phosphatidate cytidylyltransferase activity. The transcript is spliced from 11 exons. Gene Ontology annotation, cellular component: endoplasmic reticulum membrane. Lineage: Eukaryota; Metazoa; Mollusca; Bivalvia; Ostreida; Ostreidae.
UGAAAAAGUGCGUAAUGAUAAUUUAUGUAAUGCAAGUAGGCUACUAAAAAUGUCUGAGCUGAGAAGGCGACAUAACGUGGAUGAAGCAGCUCAAUCAGGUGAAGAGGAAGCUGCAGUUCUGCCUGGAGAACCACAGCUGGAAAAUACAAAGUCCAUUCCACAAGGAUCGGACAGAACAACAGAGGCACUGGACACUGCACUAAAAGAUUUAACACCACGGUGGAGAAACUGGAUUAUUCGUGGGAUAUUUACUUGGUUGAUGAUAUUUGGCUUCUUCUUUUUGGUUUAUCUUGGACCACUUGCUUUAGUUCUGACGAUAUUUGCAAUACAGAUCAAGUGUUUCCAUGAAAUCAUAACAAUUGGAUAUACAGUGUACAAAUCCUAUGAUCUUCCAUGGUUUAGAACACUUAGCUGGUAUUUUUUAUUUACAUCCAACUAUUUUUUUUAUGGAGAGAGCCUCAUUGAAUAUUUUGGAGUUCUCCUACAUAGGAUGGAACUUCUGCGGUACCUUGUGAAGUACCACAGGUUUAUAUCUUUUUCCCUAUAUGUGUCAGGAUUUGUUGGAUUUGUGUUUAGUCUGGUGAAAAGGCACUAUCUCAAGCAAUUUACAUUGUUUGGUUGGACUCAUGUUACUUUGCUGAUCAUUGUGACCCAGUCCCAUCUGAUUAUUCACAAUGUGUUUGAGGGACUUAUUUGGCUUCUGGUUCCUGUAUCAAUGAUCAUCUGUAAUGAUAUCAUGGCAUACAUGUUUGGUUUCUUCUUUGGUAAAACACCACUGAUAAAGCUCUCACCAAAGAAGACCUGGGAAGGCUUUAUAGGAGGAGCAAUUUCUACAGUUCUGUUUGGAUUUAUGGUUUCUUACAUUCUAGUACAAUUUGACUACUUUGUCUGCCCAAUAACAUAUGACGAUGUGAGUGACCAUUUAUCAAUGGAGUGUACUCGUCAUCCUGUUUUUAUUCUGACGGAAUUUAGUCUUCCACUUAUGAUUCAGAAGAUAUUCAACAUAAUUGGAUUGUCAUGGACCACAGUAAAAAUUUACCCAUUUAUCCUUCACUCCAUCUCAAUGUCAGUGUUUGCAUCUGUAAUUGGUCCAUUUGGAGGGUUUUUUGCCAGCGGAUUCAAGAGAGCCUUUAAAAUUAAGGAUUUUGGAGAUCUGAUCCCUGGACAUGGAGGCAUAAUGGAUAGAUUUGACUGUCAAUUUUUGAUGGCAACUUUUGUUAAUGUCUAUUAUGGUAGUUUUAUAAGAGCACCAAAUCCACAGAAAAUCAUUCAAAGUGUUCUUCUUUUGACAACAGAGGAGCAGUUACAUGUUUUUUACAUGCUAAAGGAGAAACUUUUUCAGAAGGGAAUACUGAAUGAAACUAACUUGUGAACUCUUUUAUAGCUACUUUAGAUGAAGAAAUAAUGUUACUAAAAAUGAAAAAGGUAUGCCACCCAAAAUUAAACUUUUAUUUAAUAAAUAUUUAAGUACAGUUGUACUAAGGUA